CUUGCCCUUCAGCAAAUUAACAAGUUUGUAUUCAUCUUCUCUGUUACAGGUCUCUACGAACGUUGCAACUCUCUGUUCCUAACUUUCACCUUCAUGGUACCUAUUACCUACGCAGAUUAGGUUUUUAUUGUUUAUCCCUGGAAAAUAGGUGUCAUGGUGUUUUUUGCAUUUCUAACCAACAAAAGGUCAAAGAAUCACCAAACCAAACCCUAAUAAAAUAACCAGGUCUCUCUUUCCAUGAUCCUCACUCUUCAGCACCAAACUCUCCCCAAGAAAACCAUCUACUCUUCCUUUAUAAUCCCUUGCUUUUGCUGAUAUUCUGCAUUCACCAUCUUUCUUCUCGAUAACUACUUGAGUUUUUUUUUCUUUUCUUUCUCCGCUUACAUAGAGAUGUCAAAUUCUAGGAUGAAUGGUGUUGAGAAGCUAUCCACAAGGCGUGUCGCUAAUCCAGGGAAGGCAACAGUACUUGCUCUGGGCAAAGCCUUCCCAAGCCAAGUCGUUCCUCAGGAGAAUCUAGUAGAAGGAUUUCUACGAGACACCAAAUGUGAUGACGCCUAUAUCAAAGAGAAGCUGGAACACUUGUGCAAAACCACUACCGUGAAGACGCGCUACACUGUAUUGUCCCGAGAAAUACUGGAUAAAUACCCUGAGCUAACAACAGAGGGUUCACCAACAAUCAAGCAAAGACUUGAAAUUGCAAACGAGGCGGUUGUGGAAAUGGCAUUGGAAGCCAGUUUAGGUUGCAUCAAGGAAUGGGGAAGGCCAGUGGAAGACAUCACUCACAUUGUCUACGUCUCCUCGAGCGAGAUCCGAUUACCUGGUGGGGACCUAUACCUCUCAGCGAAGCUAGGCCUGAGGAAUGACGUGAACAGAGUGAUGCUCUAUUUUCUGGGAUGCUACGGAGGUGUGACUGGCCUCCGCGUGGCCAAAGACAUUGCUGAGAACAACCCGGGAAGCCGUGUUCUUCUCACAACCUCUGAAACCACCAUUCUCGGGUUUCGCCCACCAAACAAAGCUCGUCCGUACGAUCUAGUUGGAGCUGCUCUGUUUGGAGAUGGUGCAGCUGCUGUGAUCAUCGGAGCUAACCCGAAAGAGUGUGAAGCUCCUUUCAUGGAGCUGCACUAUGCUGUUCAGCAGUUCUUGCCAGGGACACAGAACGUGAUCGACGGGAGGUUGUCAGAGGAAGGCAUAAAUUUCAAGCUAGGACGAGACCUCCCGCAGAAGAUAGAGGAGAACAUAGAGGAGUUCUGCAAGAAGCUGAUGGGAAAGGCUGGUGAUGAGUCGAUGGAGUUCAAUGACAUGUUCUGGGCUGUUCAUCCAGGGGGACCUGCGAUUCUGAACCGUCUGGAGACAAAACUAAAGCUGGAGAGAGAGAAGCUGGAGAGCAGCAGAAGGGCGUUGGUGAACUACGGGAACGUGAGCAGCAACACGAUACUGUAUGUGAUGGAGUAUAUGAGAGAUGAGCUGAAGAAGAAAGGCGAGGCCGCACAAGAGUGGGGACUUGGCUUAGCAUUCGGACCUGGAAUCACCUUCGAAGGCCUUCUCAUCCGCAGCCUCACCUCUCCCUGAGUAAUUGUGGCGAAACAAAAUACAUAUAGAUAUGGAAUUUUACAUUUGGUUACAUAUAUAAACUUAUUGUAAGCAUGAAAUGAGUAUUGUUAAAUUAAACCA
Messenger RNA from Camelina sativa (false flax), 1671 nucleotides. Its product is annotated as type III polyketide synthase A. Lineage: Eukaryota; Viridiplantae; Streptophyta; Magnoliopsida; Brassicales; Brassicaceae. The record is from RefSeq and is a predicted model, not a curated record. Gene Ontology annotation, biological process: polyketide biosynthetic process. Gene Ontology annotation, molecular function: acyltransferase activity, transferring groups other than amino-acyl groups.